Molecule: messenger RNA, 877 nt
Organism: Sus scrofa (pig)
Lineage: Eukaryota; Metazoa; Chordata; Mammalia; Artiodactyla; Suidae
Gene: AQP5
Product: aquaporin 5
Biological process (GO): water transport; carbon dioxide transport; transmembrane transport
Cellular component (GO): apical plasma membrane; plasma membrane
Molecular function (GO): water channel activity
Source: RefSeq, marked provisional
CAUGAAGAAGGAGGUGUGCUCUCUGGCCUUCCUCAAGGCCGUGUUCGCCGAGUUCCUGGCCACCCUCAUCUUCGUCUUCUUCGGCCUCGCCUCGGCCCUCAAGUGGCCCUCGGCGCUGCCCACCAUCCUGCAGAUCGCGCUAGCCUUCGGCCUGGCCAUUGGCACCCUGGCCCAGGCCCUGGGGCCGGUGAGCGGUGGCCACAUCAACCCUGCCAUCACGCUGGCCCUCCUAGUGGGCAACCAGAUCUCCCUGCUCCGGGCUGUCUUCUACGUGGUGGCCCAGCUGGUGGGCGCCAUUGCCGGAGCAGGCAUCCUGUAUGGGCUGGCACCUGGCAAUGCCCGGGGCAAUCUGGCCGUCAACUCGCUCAACAACAACACGACUCCGGGCCAGGCCGUGGUGGUGGAAAUGAUUCUGACCUUCCAGCUGGCGCUCUGCAUCUUCUCUUCCACUGACUCCCGCCGCACCAGUCCUGUGGGCUCCCCAGCCCUGUCCAUUGGCCUGUCUGUCACACUGGGCCACCUUGUGGGGAUCUACUUCACCGGCUGCUCCAUGAACCCAGCCCGCUCUUUCGGCCCCGCAGUCGUCAUGAAUCGAUUCAGCCCCUCGCACUGGGUCUUCUGGGUGGGGCCCAUCGUGGGGGCCGCCGUGGCUGCCAUCCUCUACUUCUACCUGCUCUUCCCCAACUCCCUGAGCCUCAGCGAGCGAGUGGCCGUCGUGAAGGGCACCUAUGAGUCCGAGGAGGAUUGGGAGGAGCAGCGGGAGGAGCGGAAGAAGACCAUGGAGCUGACGGCCCACUGACCAGCAUCCCCCGGGGGCCAGCCUCUCAGCCCCUGAACCGCAGGGGGAAGAAGGAAAACAGAUGACAGCGAAGCCUCC